GUAGGAAGACCUGGACAUCCCGGUCCAGCUGGGGCAAAAGGUGAAAAGGGUAAUGAAGGUUCUCCUGGAAAGCCUGGAUCACCUGGACCUCCAGGUAUGCCUUACAAUGAAAGGAAUGGAAUGAGCAGCUUAUAUAAGCUACAGGGAGGUGUAGGUGUUGCUACUUAUCCUGGUCCGCCGGGCCCUCCUGGUCCAAAAGGUGAUCCUGGCACAAUGGGAGAACCAGGUCCAAUGGGACUACCUGGACUAGAGGGAUUUCCAGGAGAAAAGGGAGAUCAGGGACCUGCUGGUUCACCAGGAGCACCAGGGUUACCAGGAAAGACUGGAUCUCCAGGACCACCGGGAAUGCCAGGGGAACCAGGUGAAAGAGGCCCUGUAGGAGACAUCGGCCCUCCAGGGCCAGAAGGGCAAUCUGGAAUACCAGGAAUAAAUGGAAAAGAUGGAUUGCCAGGACCUCAGGGUCUGAUGGGAAGAGCAGGUGACAGAGGUCCCAAAGGAGAACGUGGAGAUCAAGGUAUUCCAGGGGACAGAGGUCCACAAGGUGAAAGAGGAAAACCUGGCCUUCCAGGAGAAAAGGGGGUUAUAGGACCUUCUGGACCACCAGGAGACAGGGGCUAUCCAGGAUCACCUGGUCAUCAGGGUUCCCCAGGUUCCCCAGGUCCUCCGGGUCUUCCGGCUGACACAGUUUCAUUUGAAGAAAUGAAAAAAUACAUCAAACAAGAGGUUCUUAGGGUUUUUGAAGAGAGGAUGGCUCAGUUUGUAUCCCAACUGAAGCUGCCAGCUGCAAUGUUAGCUUCUCACAGUCAUGGGAAACCAGGUCCACCAGGAAAAGAUGGAUUACCAGGGCCACCAGGAGAACCUGGACCUCAAGGUUACAGAGGACAGAAGGGGGAAAGAGGUGAGCCUGGUAUUGGACUCCCAGGUAAUCCUGGUCCACCUGGCCCUUCAGCCACUGGUGUGCCAGGCCUCCCAGGCACUCCAGGAUCACCAGGUCCCCAGGGGCCUCCAGGCCCGAGCGGAAGGUGCAACCCAGCAGAUUGUUACUAUCACGUAUCUCAGGCUCGACAGCGUGCCAGUGGGAAAUAAACAU
This is a messenger RNA of Chelonoidis abingdonii (Abingdon island giant tortoise), 1090 nucleotides long. NCBI's taxonomy places the organism in Eukaryota, Metazoa, Chordata, Testudines, Testudinidae. The record is from RefSeq and is a predicted model, not a curated record.